CUAAUAUAGAUAGAUAGUUUCACAGAUUUCCACAGAACCGAACUGAACUAUAUUUGCUUGAACUAUGUAGACAUGAAAAUGGAAAAUAAACGCACUUAUAAUAGUAAAAUAGCAUGGCUAGUAGGCUACACGUUUGACACAUUUGAGAGCGGGCAGUUGCCUUAUGUUCCACUAGUCUUUCCUCGUGAGAAAGUACGAGCGCAUGCACAGCAACACACUCAGUUGGAAGUCUAGUGCGCUUCUGAGAAGAGCAGAAGAGAGGAGAAAAGGAGGGCUGCGUAAACUGACCAGUGGAGUUGAUAUCCUUACAGCUGCUGUUCUGUCUUUCUCUGUCUUUUAGAUUAAAGAUACGGUCUACGUUUAUAAUUUUAAAAUUAAAAGGCGUUUAGCGUUAUACAGGGAAAGCGCAUAAUGGAGCCUCUAACAGUGACUGUUAGUGAUUUUUCCGAGCAGUAUCCUUUAAUUCUGCCAAACUCGAGUUUUAUGGAGGAACCAGCGGGACUUCUGUCAAACUGGAGCGGAGGCAGCGAGCCGAAGGCGGUGAAAGACACCACUGCGGUCACUAUCGCUGUGUGCAUCACCGCGCUGUACUCUGUCAUCUGCGUUGUGGGACUGUUUGGAAAUAUUCUGGUUAUGUACGGUGUGGUCAGGUACACAAAAAUGAAGACAGCUACCAACAUUUACAUCUUUAACCUGGCUUUGGCUGAUGCAUUAGCCACCAGUACUUUACCCUUCCAGAGUGCCAAAUACCUCAUGAGCACCUGGCCAUUUGGGGAGCUCUUGUGUAAAUUGGUCAUUGCUAUUGACUACUACAACAUGUUUACCAGUAUUUUCACUCUGACGAUGAUGAGCGUAGACCGUUACAUUGCUGUGUGCCAUCCAGUGAGAGCCCUGGACUUCCGCACACCAGUCAAAGCAAAGAUCAUCAACAUCUGCAUAUGGAUUCUCUCCUCUGCUGUUGGCUUCCCAGUCAUGGUUAUGGCCAUUACUACAGUGACACCCACAGGCAAAACAGUCUGCACGUUGAAAUUCCCAGACCCAGAUUGGUACUGGGAUACUGUGACCAAGAUCUGUGUUUUCAUUUUCGCCUUUGUGGUUCCCGUCUUGGUCAUCACCAUCUGUUACGGCCUGAUGAUCCUUCGUCUCAAGAGUGUACGCUUGCUGUCUGGCACUAAAGAGAAGGACAGGAACCUCCGGCGCAUAACUCGUAUGGUAUUGGUGGUGGUGUCAGCCUUCAUCAUCUGCUGGACCCCCAUCCAUAUCUUCAUCAUCAUCAGAACUGUGGUGGAGAUUGACCAGAAGAAUCUGCUCGUGGUUGCCUUAUGGCAUCUGUGUAUUGCUCUGGGCUACAUGAACAGCAGCCUCAACCCAGUCCUGUAUGCGUUUCUGGAUGAAAACUUCAAAAGGUGCUUCAGAGAAUUCUGCUUGCCCUUUCGUUCCUGCAUGGAGCAGAACAGCUUUUCCAAAGCCCGAAGUGUUAUGAGAGAGCCCAUGUCAGUGUGCGCCAAGUCUGAAUCAAUGAAACAGCCCACAUGACUAGACCUGGAACAGCUGCCUUCUGAUACACAACCAAGGGCACUGAAAGAUCCACAGUCUGAGGACACCCAGAUCUCCACCACUGAGUUUUAAGCUCCUUUGGGGUAAAUACAACAUGAGAACAAGCUCAUAUACUGAAGGCAAAAUGCCAUGUUGGUUUGUUAGUCAUUUUUUUCUACCUUUCUUAAUUUCACUUUGUGGAAAAGCAAUGGAGGGCUCCCUGCGCAUUUUUUCCUAAGUGAGGAAUUGAGAUCAUUUGGACCAUUGUACAGUACAAUCAAUAGGAAAUCUACAUUCAUUAGUGGUAUAAGAUCCAUCAAAAUGGAUUCCCAUAAUCAGAUUUUUAAAUGAAAGUCAAUGCAUUUCCUUGGAAAUUGUGGGAACAUGUAACAUGAAUACAAGUGUCCAAACAAUGAAGUAAAUACACAAAUUAAAUUUCUCAAACAACAACAUAAGCUGUAAGAUUUCCAUUUAAAGACAGAAGCAAUCUUGUUUCACCGAACAAUGAAAAUGUACAGAGGUUUUUUUUCCACUCCACAAUAAAAGGAUUUCAUUAAUCCUGAGGAUAAAGAUAUUUGGAGAAAGAGAAAGGCCUUGGAUACAGAGAAUGGAGCAAAUUUCAUCUCAAGGUUUGCAGGAUAGAUUUGCAUGGAUGACGGGGCUCCUUCCCUCAGAAUGACUGUUAAAACACACUGUUAUAUGAACUCUAUGACACAUUAUUCAUUUCAUGGUGCUUGAUAAUGUAUCAUUUUGUAAAUUUGUGCUACUAGUGAGGGUGUUUGAUGACCUUGGACUAUGAAGUAUACAGUGUUGAUACUAGGACCAUACAGUAUGUGUAGAUGUGCUCUGAGACUAUUACAGAGGGGCUUUUAGAUAUUUUCAUCUUAGUUCUUUGUAAUGAAGUAUUUGGUGCAACCAUUCUAGCAUUUCAUUGCCAUUAGCACAGGACAGCUGUUUUCUGACCACCUUAAAAUUCCAAAGUUGAAAUGACAUUUAAUGAGUCAUUUAGUGAUAUUAGCGUUUGAUUCUAAAUGUCAGUUUUGUUGUAAAAGGGGAGUGAGUUUAGUUUCUUGAGCUGUUCACGGAUGUUUAUGCAUUAGCAUUGAGUAUUGCUUUGCUGUAGAACCUGUAUCUACUUUUGUGCAACCGUUGGAUAUUUAUUAAUUUUUUUAUGGAUGCACUAGAAUUAGACAUCACAAAUGUGAUUAUGUUGUGAAAGCUUAAAAAAAAAAUUGUAGGUUGCAUGGAUGUUGGGAAAACAUAACCAUAAUCUAAAAAAAAAAGUUCACUACUCACAUGACUAGCAAAGCUUCUAAGAUACAUAUUCAUCAUCUCAUGAAAAAAAAAUAAUUUAUCAUCUCAUUAUUUAUUGAAUGAUAAAUAUGCCUGUCAAUCUUUAAAAGUGUAUUGAAGAUUUAAAUUGUUUUUGGUAAAAUAUAACAAAAGCCUUAAAAAGCUAAAUGAAAAACUACUAUGCUAAUUUUCUACAGGUAGAGGUUGGAGACUCGAGCACUGUUACAUAAUCUCUUUAGCAGACCCCCUGUUAUGAAAUAUACCGGAUAAGUGCUUUUGAAACAAGAUAAAAGUAAAAGGAGGUUGUUGUAUAAUGACAUAUUGUAUAAUUGUAUAAUGUUUUAUAAAGACAAUUCGUUUGUA
Molecule: messenger RNA, 3192 nt
Organism: Carassius gibelio (silver crucian carp)
Lineage: Eukaryota; Metazoa; Chordata; Actinopteri; Cypriniformes; Cyprinidae
Gene: oprd1b
Product: opioid receptor, delta 1b
Exons: 3
Coding region: 412-1536 (374 amino acids)
Biological process (GO): neuropeptide signaling pathway; G protein-coupled opioid receptor signaling pathway
Cellular component (GO): neuron projection; membrane
Molecular function (GO): neuropeptide binding; G protein-coupled enkephalin receptor activity
Source: RefSeq, a predicted model, not a curated record